AUGACUACUGCUACAGUCCGAGAUUUGGAUCAUGCGUUGAAAUUGUCAGAUGGCCAGCCACAAGAAACAGGGCGUCUGUGUGACCCUCCAAUGGGCCUAUCUUCCUCCCAGGUUUUCGAAGCCGAGAAGACCAUCUCGCCCACUGAUACUUCGCCGCGGGAAGAUGUCGAUCUUGUAGAUCGGCAUAACAUUGUGGACACUGAUCUUUCUACAUUCUUUAGUGGAACAAUGGUCCUCUUCAGUCUGUACACCGGAGUCCCGAUGCCCAAGCCAACCAAAGCAUCGACCAAGUGCCCGUUGGUGUUAAUAGAAGCGAAGAUACAAGGGGCAAUGCAUGAAUUUAACAUACAGUCGUUUCACCAGACCCUGGGAAUUCGACCAUUCGUCAGUGAUUUGAACAACAGCCAAAUUCAACAGCUGGAUAACGAAAUUCUCACCAAAAUUGUGCAGCUGGCAAUGCAGGCAAUGCUCCAUAGAACACGGAUUGGAGGCUACUCUCAUGUACUGUGCCCAACCCGGAUUGUCGAGGCAAUUCUUGUCUGGCGCACGCACCCGACAAGCCAUAAUCGCAACCAGAUCGAAGGCCCCUUCCGACCCACGACUCUGCAACACCGCUUCCCCGAACAUCAUCCGGCAAUCGACCUGCUCUAUUGGGAUGAACUGCGCGACCAGCUCAUCCUCUGCGAGGAACGACUGGAGAUCAGAGCUGUCGUAUACCGGUGGCUUCUGUCAUCUGUAAUCGAGUUUCCCGACUACAGUGCUGCUGUUUCGGCUCUUAAACUGUUUGUAUUUCUGGCUAACCCGGCUUCAUUGCCUUUGGAGACAGUCGCAGACCCAGAAAUGAUUUCAAUUCCGUUGGUUGACAUCACCGAGAGGGAAAUUGGAGAAUAUAUUCAGGGUCUCAUGGCGUCCUAUCGUUUAAAUUGUUUUAACGAGCGCAGAUUACCAGCCUCAAUGGCCGGCGAAUACCCCUUCUUGGAUCUAUCAAACAUUAUCACGCACUACCCAAUUAUAAGUAUAACCCAGCUCCCACUGCUCUCGGAGAAUCUAGUACCAUAG
Molecule: messenger RNA, 1059 nt
Organism: Aspergillus puulaauensis
Lineage: Eukaryota; Fungi; Ascomycota; Eurotiomycetes; Eurotiales; Aspergillaceae
Exons: 3
Coding region: 1-1059 (352 amino acids)
Source: RefSeq, a predicted model, not a curated record